Messenger RNA from Chlorocebus sabaeus (green monkey), 12405 nucleotides. NCBI's taxonomy places the organism in Eukaryota, Metazoa, Chordata, Mammalia, Primates, Cercopithecidae. The record is from RefSeq and is a predicted model, not a curated record.
CGGUCAGAGCCGCGCCGCGAAAGCGCAGCUCUACGGGAGCGCCGACGCGCGUCCCUUCCGGCUCGCCGUAGCAGCCUUGCCGCCGCUUCCUCCGCCGGGGCCCCGGAUGCGAUGAGCGGCUGCGGCGCCGCUUCCAUCCUCCCGCUCUCCUGACGCGGCCGGAGCCCAGCCCGGAGGCCCAGGGAGAACGACACAUUGGAUAUAGAAGGGAGGUGAUCAUGCACCAUGGCACUGGCCCCCAGAACAUCCAGCAUCAGCUGCAGAGGCCCAGGGCCUGCCCUGGCAGCGAGGGUGAGGAGCAGUCGGCCCACCCCAACCCACCCCCAUCCCCCGCAGCUCCCUUCGCUCCCUCAGCGAGCCCAUCGGCACCCCAGUCUCCCAGUUACCAAAUACAGCAGCUGAUGAAUAGGAGCCCUGCAGCCGGGCAGAAUGUGAACAUCACCCUGCAGAGCGUGGGCCCUGUCGUCGGGGGAAACCAGCAGAUCACACUGGCCCCGCUGCCGCUCCCCAGCCCCACCUCUCCAGGCUUCCAGUUCAGUGCUCAGCCUCGGCGGUUCGAGCACGGGUCUCCAUCAUACAUUCAGGUCACGUCCCCACUGUCCCAGCAGGUCCAGACCCAGAGCCCCACGCAGCCCGGCCCCGGGCCGGGGCAGGCCCUGCAGAAUGUGCGUGCAGGUGCUCCUGGCCCUGGGCUGGGCCUCUGCAGCAGCAGCCCCACGGGGGGCUUCGUGGAUGCCAGCGUGCUGGUGAGGCAGAUCAGCUUGAGCCCAUCCAGUGGCGGACACUUUGUGUUUCAGGAUGGGCCAGGACUCACCCAGAUCGCCCAGGGAGCCCAGGUUCAGCUCCAGCACCCGGGUACGCCCAUCACAGUCCGAGAGCGGAGACCCUCCCAGCCCCACACACAGUCAGGGGGCACCAUCCACCACUUGGGACCCCAGAGCCCUGCAGCCGCGGGUGGGGCUGGCCUGCAGCCCCUGGCCAGCCCAAGCCACAUCACCACGGCUAACUUGCCACCACAGAUCAGCAGCAUUAUCCAGGGCCAGCUGGUCCAGCAGCAGCAGGUGCUGCAGGGGCCGCCGCUGUCCCGGCCCCUGGGCUUCGAGAGGACGCCCGGCGUGCUGCUCCCCGGGGCUGGGGGCGCAGCGGGGUUUGGGAUGACGUCCCCACCUCCGCCCACUAGCCCUUCCAGGACUGCCGUGCCCCCAGGCCUUUCCAGCCUCCCACUCACGUCUGUGGGGAACGUGGGAGUGAAGAAGGCUCCCAAGAAGUUAGAGGAGAUUCCCCCAGCCUCUCCGGAGAUGGCGCAGAUGAGGAAGCAGUGCCUGGACUAUCAUUACCAGGAGAUGCAGGCUCUGAAGGAGGUCUUCAAGGAGUAUUUGAUUGAACUGUUUUUCUUGCAACACUUUCAAGGGAACAUGAUGGAUUUCUUAGCUUUCAAGAAGAAACAUUAUGCCCCAUUACAAGCAUAUCUUAGGCAAAAUGAUUUGGACAUUGAAGAAGAGGAGGAGGAGGAGGAAGAGGAGGAAGAAAAGUCUGAGGUUAUCAAUGACGAGGUAAAGGUUGUGACAGGAAAGGAUGGGCAGACUGGGACUCCUGUUGCUAUAGCAACCCAGCUUCCGCCAAAGGUUUCUGCUGCUUUUUCCUCCCAGCAGCAGCCGCUCCAGCAGCAAGCCCUCGCAGGGAGCCUGGUAGCAGGGGCCGGAAGCACAGUAGAGACUGACCUGUUUAAGAGGCAGCAGGCGAUGCCCUCCACAGGUAUGGCAGAGCAGUCUAAGAGGCCUCGCCUUGAAGUGGGUCACCAAGGGGUAGUUUUCCAGCACCCGGGGGCGGACGCAGGCGUUCCUCUCCAGCAGCUAAUGCCGACCGCACAAGGAGGAAUGCCCCCCACGCCGCAGACCGCGCAGCUCACUGGACAGAGGCAGAGUCAGCAGCAGUAUGACCCCUCCACGGGGCCUCCCGUGCAGAACGCCGCCAGCUUGCACACCCCACUGCCGCAGCUGCCUGGGAGGCUGCCCCCAGCCGGUGUUCCCACCGCAGCCCUCUCCUCUGCGCUGCAGUUUGCACAGCAGCCGCAAGCAGUGGAGGCCCAGACACAGCUCCAAAUCCCGGUGAAGACUCAGCAGCCCAAUGUUCCCAUCCCUGCACCCCCCAGCAGCCAACUCCCCAUCCCUCCCUCGCAGCCUGCACCGCUGGCCCUCCACGUUCCCACGCCUGGGAAGGUGCAGGUGCAGCCCUCUCAGCUUUCCUCCCUGCCACAGACGGUGGCAUCGACAAGGCUCCCUGUGGACCCUGCCCCGCCCUGCACACGGCCUCUGCCCACCUCUUCUACCUCGUCCCUGGCACCUGUGAGUGGCUCCGGCCCAGGACCCUCCCCUGCUCGGUCCUCGCCAAUAAAUAGACCCUCCUCAACAACUAACAAGGCACUGUCUCCAGUCACUUCCCGGACCCCAGGGGUGGCGGCAUCUGCCCCCACCAAACCACAGAGUCCUGCUCAGAAUGCCACCUUGUCCCAAGACAGUUCUCAGGAUACGCUGACAGAACAGAUAACGCUGGAGAACCAGGUGCAUCAGCGCGUCGCGGAGCUGAGGAAAGCAGGUCUGUGGUCCCAGAGGCGUCUGCCGAAGCUGCAGGAGGCCCCACGGCCCAAGGCCCACUGGGACUAUCUGUUGGAGGAGAUGCAGUGGAUGGCCACAGACUUUGCCCAGGAGAGGAGGUGGAAGGUGGCCGCUGCGAAGAAGCUCGUUAGAACUGUGGUGCGCCAUCAUGAGGAGAAGCAGCUCCGUGAAGAAAGGGGGAAGAAGGAAGAGCAGAGCAGACUGAGGCGGAUAGCUGCCGCCACGGCCCGCGAGAUAGAGUGCUUUUGGUCAAAUAUCGAACAGGUUGUGGAAAUAAAACUACAAGUAGAAUUAGAAGAAAAAAGGAAGAAAGCCUUAAAUUUACAGAAAGUUUCCAGGAGAGGGAAAGAAUUGAGACCUAAAGGAUUUGAUGCAUUCCAGGAAAGUUCUCUGGAUUCAGGAAUAUCUGGAAGAAAAAGAAAAGCUAGCAUAUCUUUGACUGAUGAUGAAGUGGACGACGAAGAGGAAACAAUUGAAGAGGAGGAAGCAAACGAAGGCGUUGUGGACCACCAAACAGAACUUUCUAAUUUAGCCAAGGAAGCUGAGCUGCCCCUCCUGGACCUGAUGAAGCUGUACGAAGGCGCCUUCCUGCCGAGUUCUCAGUGGCCCCGGCCGAAGCCUGAUGGGGAGGACACGAGUGGAGAGGAAGAUGCGGAUGACCGUCCAGGCGACAGGGAGAGUCGCAAGGACUUGGUUCUCAUUGACUCACUUUUCAUCAUGGAUCAGUUCAAAGCUGCCGAGAGGAUGAAUGUCGGGAAGCCAAAUGCCAAGGACAUUGCGGACGUCACUGCAGUGGCUGAAGCCAUCCUGCCCAAGGGCAGUGCUCGGGUCACAACCUCGGUCAAGUUUAAUGCUCCGCCUCUAUUGUACGGGGCUCUCAGAGAUUAUCAGAAGAUUGGCCUGGACUGGCUGGCCAAGCUCUACAGGAAGAAUCUCAAUGGCAUAUUGGCAGAUGAAGCUGGACUGGGUAAAACAGUGCAGAUCAUUGCUUUUUUUGCCCACCUAGCUUGUAACGAAGGUAAUUGGGGCCCCCAUCUUGUUGUUGUGAGAAGUUGUAAUAUACUCAAGUGGGAGCUUGAAUUGAAACGUUGGUGUCCCGGGCUCAAAAUCCUCUCAUAUAUUGGCAGCCACAGAGAACUCAAAGCAAAGAGACAGGAGUGGGCCGAACCCAACAGCUUCCACGUCUGCAUCACGUCCUACACGCAGUUCUUCCGGGGCUUCACCGCCUUCACACGAGUGCGCUGGAAGUGUCUGAUCAUUGAUGAGAUGCAGCGUGUGAAAGGCAUGACCGAGAGGCACUGGGAAGCGGUUUUCACCCUGCAGAGCCAACAACGCCUGCUUCUGAUCGACUCGCCGCUGCACAAUACCUUCCUGGAGCUCUGGACCAUGGUGCACUUCCUGGUCCCAGGGAUCUCCAGACCCUACCUGAGCUCCCCUCUGAGGGCCCCCAGUGAAGAGAGCCAGGAUUACUACCAUAAGGUGGUCAUAAGGUUACACAGGGUGACACAGCCAUUUAUUUUGAGGAGAACUAAGAGAGAUGUGGAAAAGCAACUGACAAAGAAAUAUGAGCAUGUUUUGAAGUGUCGCCUUUCUAACCGACAAAAAGCCUUAUACGAGGAUGUUAUCCUACAACCCGGCACUCAGGAGGCCUUGAAGAGCGGGCACUUUGUCAAUGUCCUGAGCAUCCUCGUGCGGCUGCAGCGCAUCUGCAAUCACCCUGGGCUCGUCGAGCCCCGGCACCCAGGCUCUUCCUAUGUGGCGGGGCCCCUGGAAUAUCCGUCUGCAUCUCUAAUCCUGAAGGCACUGGAGAGAGAUUUCUGGAGGGAAACAGAUCUUUCUAUGUUUGAUCUCAUCGGCUUAGAAAAUAAAAUCACUCGUCACGAGGCAGAAUUGCUGUCUAAGAAAAAGAUACCACGGAAACUCAUGGAAGAAAUCUCCAUUUCAGCAGCCCCAGCAGCCCGACCAGCAGCAGCAAAGCUGAAGGCCAGCAGGUUGUUUCAGCCUGUGCAGUACGGCCAGAAGCCCGAGGGUCGCACCGUGGCUUUCCCCAGCACUCACCCGCCCCGGACGGCAGCCCCCACCACGGCCUCUGCUGCUCCACAGGGCCCGCUUCGAGGACGGCCGCCCAUCGCCACAUUCUCUGCCAAUCCGGAGGCAAAAGCAGCAGCAGCCCCGUUUCAGACCUCUCAGGCUUCCGCCAGUGCUCCACGACACCAGCCCGCCUCGGCCUCCAGCACAGCCGCUAGCCCGGCCCAUCCUGCGAAACUGCGGGCCCAGACCACAGCACAGGCCUCCACCCCAGGCCAGCCCCCGCCCCAGCCCCAGGCCCCCUCGCACGCGGCCGGGCAGAGCGCGCUGCCUCAGAGGCUGGUGCUCACCUCGCAGGCCCAGGCCCGCUUGCCUAGUGGCGAGGUAGUGAAAAUAGCUCAGCUGGCAUCCAUCGCAGGACCACAGAGCCGCGUGGCUCAGCCGGAGACGCCGGUGACACUGCAGUUCCAGGGCAGCAAGUUCACCCUGUCGCAUAGCCAGCUCCGGCAGCUCACGGCGGGCCAGCCGCUGCAGCUGCAAGGCAGCGUCCUCCAGAUCGUGUCCGCCCCCGGGCAACCCUACCUUCGAGCCCCUGGCCCCGUGGUGAUGCAGACCGUGUCUCAGGCGGGCGCUGUGCACGGCGCCCUGGGAAGCAAGCCCCUGGCCGGCGGUCCCAGCCCUGCACCCUUGACCCCACAAGUUGGCGUUCCGGGCCGCGUGGCGGUGAAUGCCUUGGCUGUGGGAGAACCUGGAACGGCCUCCAAACCAGCUUCUCCCAUUGGAGGGCCAACCCAGGAGGAGAAGACCAGACUCUUGAAAGAGCGCCUGGAUCAGAUUUAUUUGGUCAACGAGCGGCGCUGUUCUCAAGCUCCAGUCUAUGGCAGAGACUUGCUAAGGAUUUGUGCCCUGCCUGGCCACGGAAGGGUACAGUGGCGUGGGUCCCUGGAUGGCCAUCGUGAGAAGGAGGCCGGGCCAGCACACAGUUACGCUUCAUCCUCAGAAAGUCCAAGUGAGCUGAUGUUGACGCUUUGUCAGUGUCGAGAGUCUCUGCAGGAUGUUAUUGACAGGGUUGCCUUUGUGAUUCCUCCGGUGGUGGCAGCACCCCCAUCCCUAUGGGUGCCGCGGCCGCCACCCUUGUACAACCACAGAAUGAGGAUCUUCAGGGAGGGCCUGAGAGAGCAUGCUGCACCUUACUUCCAGCAGCUGCGGCAGACAACGGCUCCGCGCCUGCUGCAGUUCCCUGAGCUGAGGCUGGUGCAGUUCGAUUCAGGAAAGUUGGAAGCUUUAGCUAUCUUGCUUCAGAAGUUGAAAUCUGAAGGACGUCGGGUGCUGAUUUUAUCACAGAUGAUUCUUAUGUUGGACAUUUUAGAGAUGUUCUUGAACUUCCAUUACCUCACCUAUGUAAGAAUCGAUGAAAAUGCCAGCAGUGAGCAACGGCAGGAACUGAUGAGGAGUUUCAACAGAGACAGGCGGAUUUUUUGUGCCAUUCUUUCCACUCACAGCCGUACCACAGGUAUAAACCUUGUAGAGGCAGACACCGUCGUGUUUUAUGACAAUGACUUGAAUCCAGUGAUGGAUGCCAAAGCUCAGGAGUGGUGUGAUCGGAUCGGGAGAUGCAAAGACAUCCACAUAUACAGGCUUGUGAGUGGCAAUUCCAUUGAAGAGAAAUUGUUGAAAAAUGGAACUAAAGAUUUGAUCCGAGAAGUGGCUGCUCAGGGAAAUGACUACUCCAUGGCCUUCUUAACUCAGCGAACCAUCCAGGAGCUGUUUGAGGUUUAUUCUCCCAUGGAUGAUGCUGGCUUCCCGGUCAAAGCUGAGGAGUUUGUGGUGCUUUCUCAGGAACCUUCUGUCACGGAAACCAUUGCACCCAAAAUUGCAAGACCUUUCAUAGAGGCCCUCAAGAGUAUUGAGUAUCUGGAGGAGGAUGCCCAGAAGUCCGCAGAGGAGGGGGUGCCGGGACCACACACUGAUGCGCUGUCCUCAGACUCUGAGAACGUGCCAUGUGAUGAAGAACCAUCCCAAUUAGAGGAACUAGCUGACUUCAUGGAGCAGCUUACACCAAUUGAAAAAUACGCUUUAAAUUACCUGGAAUUAUUCCAUGCUUCCACUGAGCAAGAAAAAGCGAGAGACAGUGAGGACGCAGUGAUGACUGCAGUGAGGGCGUGGGAGUUCUGGAACCUGAAGACCCUGCAGGAGAGGGAGGCCCGGCUGCGGCUGGAGCAGGAGGAGGCGGAGCUCCUGACCUACACCCGAGAGGAUGCCUACAGCAUGGAGUAUGUCUACGAAGAUGUCGAUGGGCAGGCAGAAGUCAUGCCGCUCUGGACCCCACCCACCCCGCCACAGGAUGACAGUGACAUCUAUCUUGACUCGGUCAUGUGUCUCAUGUAUGAAGCCACUCCCAUCCCAGAGGCUAAGCUGCCCCCCGUGUAUGUGAGGAAGGAGCGGAAGCGACACAAAACAGACCCCUCAGCUGCAGGCAGGAAGAAGAAGCAGCGUCAUGGGGAGGCAGUCGUCCCUCCUCGGUCCCUGUUUGACCGAGCGACACCAGGCCUCCUGAAAAUUCGCAGAGAGGGCAAGGAGCAGAAGAAGAAUAUUCUGCUGAAGCAGCAGGUGCCGUUCGCCAAGCCCCUGCCAACUUUUGCCAAACCCACAGCUGAGCCUGGUCAAGACAACCCCGAGUGGCUCAUCAGUGAGGACUGGGCGCUGCUGCAGGCUGUAAAGCAGUUACUGGAGCUGCCUUUGAACCUCACAAUCGUGUCACCUGCUCACACACCUAAUUGGGAUCUUGUCAGUGACGUCGUUAACUCCUGUAGCCGAAUCUACCGCUCUUCCAAACAGUGCCGGAAUCGCUACGAGAACGUCAUCAUUCCACGAGAGGAGGGGAAGAGUAAAAACAACCGUCCUCUCCGUACGAGCCAGAUCUAUGCCCAGGAUGAGAAUGCCACACACACCCAACUGUACACGAGCCACUUUGACUUAAUGAAAAUGACUGCGGGCAAGAGGAGCCCCCCAAUCAAACCUCUGCUUGGCAUGAAUCCCUUUCAGAAGAACCCCAAGCACGCGUCUGUGUUGGCAGAAAGUGGAAUCAACUAUGACAAGCCACUGCCUCCCAUCCAGGUGGCGUCUCUCCGUGCAGAGCGAAUCGCAAAAGAGAAAAAGGCUCUGGCUGAUCAGCAGAAGGCACAGCAGCCGGCCGUGGCCCAGCCGCCCCCGCCCCAGCCGCAGCCCCCGCCACCCCCGCAGCAGCCACCACCACCACUGCCACAACCACAGGCAGCGGGCAGCCAGCCACCAGCAGGGCCACCAGCUGUCCAGUCUCAACCCCAGCCACAGCCCCAGACCCAGACGCAGCCUGUGCAGGCCCCAGCGAAGGCGCAGCCCGCAAUCACGACGGGGGGCAGCGCGGCCGUGCUGGCAGGAACCAUUAAAACAUCAGUUACUGGGACAAGCAUACCCACUGGCACCGUGAGUGGAAAUGUGAUCGUGAACACCAUCGCAGGGGUCCCGGCUGCCACCUUCCAGUCCAUCAACAAGCGCCUGGCGUCACCAGUGGCUCCUGGAGCCUUGACUACGCCGGGAGGCUCUGCUCCUGCCCAGGUGGUGCACACCCAGCCCCCGCCACGGGCAGUCGGCUCCCCAGCCACGGCGACCCCUGACCUGGUGUCCAUGACGACGACUCAGGGUGUUCGAGCAGUCACUUCUGUGACAGCCUCGGCCGUGGUCACUACCAGCCUGACCCCAGUGCAGACCCCGGCGCGGUCUUUGGUGCCCCAGGUGUCCCAAGCCACAGGAGUUCAGCUCCCUGGAAAAACCAUCACACCUGCACAUUUCCAGCUUCUCAGGCAUCAGCAACAGCAGCAGCAGCAGCAGCAGCAACAGCAGCAGCAGCAACAGCAGCAGCAGCAGCAACAGCAGCAGCAGCAGCAGCAGCAGCAGCAGACGACGACUUCUCAGGUGCAAGUUCCGCAGAUCCAAGGCCAGGCCCAGUCUCCAGCACAGAUCAAAGCUGUGGGCAAGCUGACGCCGGAACACCUCAUCAAAAUGCAGAAGCAGAAACUGCAGAUGCCUCCGCAGCCCCCACCGCCACAGGCCCAGUCUGCGCCCCCGCAGCCAACAGCCCAAGUGCAGGUGCAGGCCUCACAGCCCCCGCAGCAGCAGAGCCCUCAGCUCACCACGGUCACGGCCCCGAGGCCUGGAGCCCUGCUGACGGGCACCACCGUGGCCAACCUCCAGGUGGCCCGGCUCACCCGGGUUCCCACUUCUCAGCUGCAGGCGCAAGGGCAGAUGCAGACCCAGGCACCCCAGCCAGCCCAGGUGGCCUUGGCGAAGCCUCCAGUGGUGUCCGUCCCGGCAGCUGUGGUCUCCUCGCCGGGAGUCACCACCCUGCCCAUGAACGUCGCGGGGAUCAGCGUGGCGAUCGGUCAGCCACAGAAGGCAGCAGGACAGACCGUGGUGGCCCAGCCCGUGCAUGUGCAGCAGCUGCUGAAGCUGAAACAGCAGGCCGUCCAGCAGCAGAAGGCCAUCCAGCCACAGGCUGCCCAGGGCCCGGCAGCCGUCCAGCAGAAGAUCACUGCACAGCAGAUCACCACCCCUGGCGCGCAGCAGAAGGUCGCCUACGCCGCACAGCCGGCCCUUAAGACCCAGUUUCUUACCACACCCAUCUCCCAGGCCCAGAAACUGGCCGGGGCCCAGCAAGUGCAGACCCAGAUCCAGGUUGCAAAACUUCCUCAAGUCGUUCAGCAGCAAACACCCGUGGCCAGCAUCCAGCAAGUUGCCUCUGCUUCCCAGCAGGCUUCUCCACAGACUGUGGCGCUCACGCAGGCGACAGCGGCCGGGCAACAGGUGCAGAUGAUCCCUGCAGUGACCGCGACUGCCCAGGUGGUCCAGCAGAAACUCAUUCAGCAGCAAGUGGUGACCACGGCAUCGGCCCCGCUCCAGACCUCAGGCACUCCCAACCCAGCCCAGGUGCCCACCAGUUCUGACAGCCCAAGCCAGCAGCCCAAGUUACAGAUGAGGGUCCCUGCUGUCAGGCUAAAGACACCCACUAAGCCUCCGUGCCAGUAGUCAGGGCAGCAGGGCUGCCUCUCAUCUAAAGCAAAACUACCUUCCUCACGGAAAACGCUUUAUUUGUGAACCUCGGGACAAUGUCAUGCAAGAUAUUCAGCACUGGGAAAGAUAUAAUUGAAACAAAGUAGUGUAAUCAUUUUAUUAAAAUGCAUCCCGCACUGCAGGACAAAGGGACCUUAUGGAGCGCCCCCUUCUCUGUAAAAAGUGACAACGCGGUUUCCUCCAAAUCAUUUCGCCUUUCAGCCCCCACCCGCACCGGUCCCCCAGAGCCUAGUCCUGUGUUCUGAAGGCCAUUUCGAAUUUCUUUGUGAGCGUGUAGUGCUUUGCGUGCCACAGAAGCCAUCUAGUGUGUGAGGAGCAUACAGUGGACUUUCUAAAGAUAACACGUGCCAUGUGCCAGAGUUUAGUUCUUUAUACCUUACUGAAAAAUGCCUCAUGGUCUUCGUAGAGGAGAAGGCCUGUCUAAAGUAAAUCAUCCGAGAUUGGUUUUCCAUUCCAAAGAAAGCCAUUAUGGUUCUUUCCUUCCCUCCUAAAAUGUGACUUAACUUUUAAGAGAAAUGUCCUAACACCCACCUAAACACGCAAGGCACGUUCCUGGCUUGUGUUCAAGGGAAAUCAUCAGUCAUUGCAUUGUUAUUCCAAAGAGCAGCCAACAGUGGCUUCCCCCAGGCCCACCCCGCAAUGGGAUUGGCUUUCGUUUAAUGGAAACUUCUGGGACUGAUGCCUAACUCAGUGCACUCAAGAUGCAUCUCCAGUUUUUGGAGGAAGCUGGUGUUUGAUGUAGUGUGUUAAACAGCUCCUGAGAACCUUUGGGACGCUCCGCCAUGGCUGGCGUGAGGCCCAGAGGACCACGCAGAGGCAAUGUUAGUACCGAUGUCAUGGCUGAGGGGACGAUGGGGCCCGGACUCAGUGAGCCAGGGCGAAUGUGACAGACACCCCUUGCUGCCACAGCCAGCCCUUUGACAAAGGCUGGCUCGUGAUUCUGGAAGUAUUGGCUAUAGUGGUGGGCCCAGUCAGCUCUUCCUUGUGGACUUGUGACAGCAGAUUUUCUCUCAGAUAAGCUUGUAUGGUUCUGCUGUUGUGGAAGAAAGGAAGCCCAGUAUUUGCUACUGUUUUUCCCUUUUUUACUAUGACGAGAAAAUAAAUGCAAUUUUAGUGGAAGUGAUUGACUGACAAUGUCUCCUUACUUUGAAGUUUUCACCAAAACAAAAAGGUCCAUAUCCAAUAAUAUCCUUUGUACUCUGGCUUGAUUUUGGCCUAUUUUACAUUAUUUGGUCCAGGAAAUUAGGUUAUAUUAGGAUUUUUUGUAUACUAAAAAUUAGUUACGGCACAAUAAAGAUUUUCCAUUUUUACAUUGUAUUUCAUCUGCUUCCUCCCCAUUCUCUCACUUUAAGUGACAUUGAGGAAGGUAUUCUGUCCCAUAUGUUUCUGUGGACAGCGAUACGGCAGGAUUCAGUGAAAUCAACUGGGGAACUCACUUUUGAGCUCUUGAUAAGAAAUUUGGAGAAAAGUAAAAAUCAAGCUUUGAUAAAACAGAAGAAAUUAAUCUUUUAGUUAGGUGAACAUAUCAAAGCAGAGGACUGGAAUCUGUUUCUUCUAACCAAACCCGUUCUCCCUGACUCGGCGUGUGCCGUGAGAGCACAGCUUGCCGGAGGGAGGGCUGCUGUGUGGGCCUCGGAUCUAGCUCCCGGUGGAAAUUUUUACUCCUCCUCAUCCAGAAAUGUGCAGAACUGGAGUAUUUAGGAAUUCUGCCUUUGUCAUCUGUUUUAAUUUGCGUGCCCUGUUCGUUUUUUUUGUCUUUCCCAAAUCUUGCUGUUCUCUUUAUAGGUGAAGAUAAAAUGUUGAGUGCACUUACUUUAGAAUAUCCUAGCCAUAACUUAAGUAAAAGCGCUCUAUUAAUCUGAAACACUACAAGAGAAUUUAGCAACAUCUCUCAAAAGCUUUUUUGGAGAGAUGAACGGGAUUCUGAAUAUUUGCAAUGUGGAGUUCCAGCCCCGAUCUCACGUCAGUGAGGGUCUCCUGUCGAGAUCUCAAGUGUGUUUCCUUUGGCUGUUCCCUAAUACAAAAUAUGGACAUAUUUUUACUCGUAGCACUCAAUUUAGUAACUUCUAGAUGCUACCGUUGACCUGAGUUAAUUUCACUUUGUCUUGUAAGUAAAAAUUCUCCUUUCAGUCUAUUAUUUUCUUGGCCUUCCAUUUUAAAGGUUAAAGUUUCUAACCUAAGAAUUAAGUAUGCGUUCAGGAGUCUAGGCCCCUUGUGAAUCUGGGUUCAUUCCAAUACGGCAAGUAAGAGUUGGAAACUUUGAGAACACGGACUAUAAAGGCAGCAGCCCAAACACUGUCAGACUCUAAUUGGCCACCCUGGGAAACAGUUGCCCUGUUAUUCUUUAAAGAAAGACGUUUAUUCUAAUGAAAGCCAGACUGUUUUUAAAGCAUCUGGCAGGAAACAGAAGGUUGGAUCCAAGCCCUUGUUCAGAUUUGGUGCCUGAUAAGACGGGGGUUUCUCUUUUUGUGACCUUUAUUACUAUUUUGUUAACUGUUGUAACCAGUUAGCUGUUGUGUUUUAAGAUAGAAAGGAACCAGACUGAAAUUGUAAAUACUUUGUAAACAUAAGCAUUUGUACUUGAAUAGUAGGAUUUUAAAGGGCAUUGAUAGCCUACCAAACAAAAGGCAAAAUAAAGUGACCUUUUUCUAUA